This is a messenger RNA of Drosophila biarmipes, 1872 nucleotides long. RefSeq names its product probable cytochrome P450 12a5, mitochondrial. Lineage: Eukaryota; Metazoa; Arthropoda; Insecta; Diptera; Drosophilidae. The transcript has 4 exons. The coding region runs from base 52 to 1662 and encodes 536 amino acids. Gene Ontology annotation, molecular function: heme binding; oxidoreductase activity, acting on paired donors, with incorporation or reduction of molecular oxygen; monooxygenase activity. The record is from RefSeq and is a predicted model, not a curated record.
CUGAGUGUGAGUAGUUUCACUUUGACCGUGAACAAGCAAAGCGUGUUCAAAAUGUUGAAGGGGCGUAUCGGUCUAAUAAUACAACGGUCUCAGAAGGCGGCUCUCUUUUCUGCUAGUCAACAGCGCUGGCAGACAAAUGUGGCCGCAGCCGAGGUCAGAGACGACCCAGAAUGGCUCCAGGCCAAGCCAUUCGAAGAGAUUCCACGGGCCAAUAUGCUUUCUCUAUUUGCAAAAAUUGCGUUGCCCGGUGGGAAGUACAAGAACUUGGAAUUGAUGGAUAUGUUUGACGCAAUGCGCAAGGAUUACGGAAAUGUAUUUUACAUGGCCGGAAUGCUGGGAAGUCCUGCCUUUGUGAUGACCCACAAUCCCAAGGAUUUCGAGGUGAUUUUCCGCAAUGAAGGUGUAUGGCCAUUCCGGCCGGGCAGUGAUAUGUUGCGCUAUCAUCGAACCGAAUACAGAAAAGAGUUCUUCGAGGGCGUUCAAGGAAUCAUUCCCUCGCAGGGCAAAGCCUGGGGAGACUUUCGAUCCAUCGUAAACCCCGUUCUUAUGCAGCCCAAAAAUGUUAGGUUGUACUUCAAAAAGAUGUCGCAGGUUAACCAGGAGUUUGUGCAGCGAAUUAGAGACAUAAGGGAUUCCACCACUCAAGAGGUACCCGGCGAUUUCUUAAACACAAUCAACCGUUGGACCCUCGAAUCAGUGUCUGUAGUCGCCCUGGAUAAGCAGCUGGGGUUGCUCAAGGAGUCUGGAAAGGACAGCGAAGCCGCCAAGCUUUUCAAGCACCUGGAUGACUUCUUCCUGCUCUCAGCCGACCUGGAGAUGAAGCCCUCUCUUUGGCGAUAUAUCACAACUCCGCAGUUAAAGAAAAUGCUAAGAACCCUGGAUAGUCUUCAGAACAUCACUUUGAUAUAUGUGGAAGAAGCGAUCGAGAGGUUGGAGAAGGAGGCCAAGGAGGGCGUGGUGCGUCCAGAAAAUGAGCAAAGUGUUCUCGAGAAACUCCUAAAAGUUGAUAAGAAAGUGGCCACCGUUAUGGCCAUGGACAUGCUGAUGGCCGGAGUGGAUACGACCUCGAGCACCUUUACGGGGCUUCUGCUGUGCCUGGCUAAGAAUCCCGAGAAGCAGGCCAAGCUGCGGGAGGAGGUGAUGAAGGUGCUGCCCAACAAGGACUCCGAGUUCACUGAGGCUUCCAUGAAGAAUGUUUCCUAUCUGCGCGCCUGCAUUAAGGAAUCGCAGCGUAUCUAUCCUCUAACUGUUGGAAACGCCCGUGGGCUGACCAGGGAUUCUGUCAUCAGUGGCUAUCGGAUUCCAGCCGGUACCUUUGUGUCCAUGAUUCCCAUAAGUUCCCUCCACAACGAGGAGUACUUCCCACAACCUAAGGAGUUUUUACCGGAACGCUGGCUGCGGAACGCCAGUGACUCCGACGGAAAAUGCCCGGCAAACGACCUGAGGACCAAAAAUCCCUUCAUUUUCAUGCCUUUCGGAUUCGGACCUCGCAUGUGCGUGGGUAAACGCAUCGUGGAAAUGGAACUGGAGCUGGGCGUCGCUAGAAUCCUUCGAAACUUCAGUGUGGAGUUCAACCAUUCCACCAAGAAUGCUUUCCGCUCUGCUCUUAUCAACCUGCCCAACAUACCUCUCAAAUUUAAGUUCACCGAUUUGCCCAACUAAUAUUUGUUGUUUUUAUUUUAAAACUGAAAUAUAAUACCUGGUUUCAAAUGAUUAAUAUGCCAAGCAAGCAUAUUCAAUCAUAUGCAAGUAUUAGAUGUAAGAUAUGGAAUGUAAAUAUUGAAUUCCUGAAAUUCGAAGUUAGGGAUUAAGAUUUUUUAAACACUUAAAUUAUGAAAUAUUUAAUAAAACAAGUUUAUAAUUUCUAAGUUA